AUGAGUUCUCAGCCCACUCACGAUGACCGAGAUAGCGACAGUGACGACUCGGUGCCGGAAGAGCCCCUCGAUGUUACCCGCGACGACGGAUGGGAGGAUGUAGAGCCUGAAGAAGAGAGCGAGCCCGUCGUCGGCCUUUUCACAGAUAAGAUAUACCCUGAUGCUCGUUUAAUGCUAGACGAAUGCAAGGAGAAGUUCGGGUUCGAUUUUGUUCGCGUGCAAAAGGAGCUGGGACUUGAUUUCCUUGGAACUAUCAGGCUGGUUAAUUAUAUCCGCUCAGAGGUGAAGAACGGUAACACGAAGCCCGACGUCUCGAGCGCAGCGCUGUUCGAGGACGAGAAGUACCUUAAGCCCGUCCUGGAGGACGAUGCGCUGCUGUACAGUUUAGACGAUAUUGCAGACCUGACAGUUGGAGAACAACAAGAGGUUACAGAAAAACUGGAAAAGAUGACUGAUCCAGCACGGAUAAAGGAACUGGAAAAUGAACUCAGCAACCUCCGCGGCGAAUUUGCUGAGUAUAAGCAGAUGGUGCAGAAGGCCCUAAACCAAUCCAUAGAAGACGAGAGUGAGAGCAGUAGUAAGGUAGAUCGGUCCAGUUCACGAUCUUUCCAAGAAGCAGAGAAGACCUACUUCACCUCGUAUGCCUAUAAUGCGAUCCACGAGUCAAUGAUCAAGGACUCCAUUCGAACGGAUGCGUACCGUGAUUUCAUAUAUGAUAACAAGCACUUGUUCAAGGACAAGGUGGUUCUAGAUGUUGGCUGUGGAACGGGUAUCUUGUCCAUGUUCUGUGCUAAAGCCGGCGCAAAACAAGUCAUUGCUGUGGAUAACUCAGACAUCAUCGGCAAGGCACGAGAAAUUGUAUACGAGAAUGGAUUUGAUAAAGUCAUCACAUGUCUGCGUGGGAAAAUUGAAGAAGUCAUACUCCCCGUGAAGCAGGUCGACAUCAUCGUCUCUGAGUGGAUGGGCUACUGUCUCCUUUUCGAGGCUAUGUUUGAUUCUGUUCUCUGGGCUCGCGACCGUUAUCUUGUACCCGGCGGUCUCAUGGUCCCUUCACAUGCAACUAUCCGUAUUGCGCCGGUGGCCUCUGCAGACCUCGUUCAGGAACACAUCACUUUCUGGAAAUCAAUUUAUGGCUUCAACAUGUCUAGUAUGCUUGAAGGCGUGCAUGACGAAGCUAUUGUCCGCAGCCUCAGGCCUGAUAUUAUGGCCGCUGAAUCAGAGCUCUUCCUCUACUUGCCACUUCACACCAUCACAGUCAAGGAGCUUGUAUUUACCAAAGAGUUUUCCGUUACACUCUCCCGCGAUAUUGACUCCCUAGAUGGUUGGGCCGUAUGGUUCGAUAUCAUAUUCAUGCCUUCGGCUGAUAGCAAGCUGACCCCGGAAGAGGCAUUGCCAGAAAUAAUGAAAAAACGGGACAUUGUAGCCUUCACAACUGGUCCAGAUGGAAAGGAAACGCAUUGGCAACAAGGUCUCUUCCUCAUCAACAAGAAGAAAAACCCCACUGCUGCAAUGAAGAAGGGACAUGUGGUUAGUGGAUCUAUCGAGUACCAGAAGAAGGAUGAAAAGUCACGCCUUUUGGAUAUCACUAUUGGCUGGAAUUCAGACGGAAUGUCUGGAAACCAGAAGUGGUCUUUGGCAUAG
Molecule: messenger RNA, 1641 nt
Organism: Nannizzia gypsea CBS 118893
Lineage: Eukaryota; Fungi; Ascomycota; Eurotiomycetes; Onygenales; Arthrodermataceae
Product: S-adenosylmethionine-dependent methyltransferase superfamily domain-containing protein
Exons: 4
Coding region: 1-1641 (546 amino acids)
Biological process (GO): peptidyl-arginine methylation
Cellular component (GO): nucleus
Molecular function (GO): protein-arginine N-methyltransferase activity
Source: RefSeq, a predicted model, not a curated record